This is a messenger RNA of Malassezia vespertilionis, 1491 nucleotides long. It is a transcript of the gene INT6, whose product is annotated as eukaryotic translation initiation factor 3 subunit E. The transcript has a single exon. The record is from RefSeq and is a predicted model, not a curated record. NCBI's taxonomy places the organism in Eukaryota, Fungi, Basidiomycota, Malasseziomycetes, Malasseziales, Malasseziaceae. Gene Ontology annotation, biological process: translational initiation. Gene Ontology annotation, cellular component: nucleus; eukaryotic translation initiation factor 3 complex; cytoplasm. Gene Ontology annotation, molecular function: protein binding; translation initiation factor activity. The coding region runs from base 1 to 1491 and encodes 496 amino acids.
AUGGCAGCGCAAUAUGACCUGACCCAGACUCUUCUUGGGUACCUGGAUUCACACCUUGGACUGCCCCUUCUAUCGCAUAUUGGCACGACGAACCUUUUCAAUGCGAAAGAUUUGCUCAAAGCGCAGUACGAGCUGUCGCAACGCACUGCGAUGGUGGACUAUUCCCUUCAACUCCACAAAGAAGCAUAUCCCGGCGAGCCCGAGCCGGAGGAGAUUUCCAUGCGCCGUGAGGAAGUUGUAGCGAAGAAUGCAAAGCUUCAAAAAGAGGUGGAAAAGGUGCUGAACGUGAUUCGGGACCCUAACGUCGCGAAUGCACUGAAGCAGGACAAGGCGCUGAACUUUGACUGGCUCAAGCAGAACUACAACCUCACCUUGGACGAGAUCGACGCAUUGUACCACUAUGGUUAUUUUCAGUACUCUUGUGGCAAUUACAGCGAAGCGUCGUCGUACCUAUACCAUUUUUGCGUGCUCUCGCCUGACAACAAGUUGACUUCGUCUGCAAUGUGGGGCAAGCUCGCCUGUGAUAUACUCACUGGCGAAUGGGAGCGCGCUAUGGAUGAUGUGCGCCAGCUCCGGGAGCACAUUGAUGCGCGGCGUGCGACUGCAUCGAUAGUUGCGGGUGCUCAAGGCGAAGUUACCCAUGAGGAAAUUCUGCAGAAGCGCGCUUGGCUUUUGCACUGGAGCCUGUUUGUCUUUUUCAAUCACCCUGCAGGCCGCGUCAAGCUCGUCGAGCUUUUUCUCUCGCCGGCGUACAUGAGUACGCUACAGAUUUCUUGCCCCUGGCUGCUCCGUUACUUGGUCGUUGCGCUUGUCAUUACCCGGCGGCAAGUCACGCGCGGCUAUGUAAUCGAUACAAGCGGCUCCAGCACUGCACCGCACAACAAUUCCUCUGGGAACAUGAAGCUCACUGCGCCAGCCGCAUUGCGUGAUCUCUCCAAGACGAUUCAGAUGGAAUCAUACCGCCUGAACCCAGACCCAUUUGUCGAUUUCUUCUUCCAGCUCUAUGUGGAGCUUAACUUUGACCGCGCCCAAGAGGAACUGGCAAAGGCAAAUGAGGCAGCGACGCAAGACUUCUUUCUCCAGGAGCAUGUCAGCGAGUUUAUUGAGGAUGCGCGAUUCCUGGUCAGCGAAGUGUACUGCCGUAUCCAUCAAAAUGUCAAAAUCGAUGACCUGUCUAAGCGUCUCAACAUGAGCAAGGAAGACGGCGAAAAGUGGAUCGUUACUUUGAUCUGCGACACCAAGACGGACGCCAAGAUUGAUUUGAAGGACGGUAUUGUGCGCAUGAACCAACCGCGCUCGAUCGUAUACCAGUCGGUCAUUGAUAAGACGCGUGGUAUCACUUUCCGCACCUCAGCACUUGCACAGGCCAUGGACCGUCGUGCGCAUCCGCCGUUGGCGAACAACGAUGGCCGUCGAGGCACGCGCCAAAAUGCAAAGGCCGGCGCGAACAAGCCUGUUGCGGGAGAAAGUGCGCCUGUGGCAGAAGCAUAG